Aspergillus luchuensis is the source of this 882-nucleotide messenger RNA. RefSeq lists its product as uncharacterized. The transcript has 3 exons. The record is from RefSeq and is a predicted model, not a curated record. NCBI's taxonomy places the organism in Eukaryota, Fungi, Ascomycota, Eurotiomycetes, Eurotiales, Aspergillaceae. Bases 1 to 882 code for a protein of 293 amino acids.
AUGGCUCAUGCGGCAGCCCAUGUCGCACACCGUCAAGGCCAGACAAAGUCGAUAGAAUCGGAAAAGUUCAGGACCCUGGCUGUGGGCAUCAUCGCGAAAUGGCUGGCCGAUGAAAGAAAAUCGACACAGGAUGACACGAUUACGGCUAUUGCACGCCUCCUGAUGUUCGAGAAAUACUGGGCCAUCGAUGACCAAUGGCGUGCCCAUAAAAACGGCCUUGUCAGCGUUAUUAAUGCAAGGGGUGGGGUAGAAAAUUUUCGGUCAAGUUGGCGUCUUCAUAUGGUUCUCUUCCUGGCGUUUUCUCUGGCAGAGCCGUCAAGAAAUUCCUCCCCAGCGCAUGUCUGGGAAAUCUCAGAGUACUUUACCCCCGCCACCGUGCAUCCAGCAAUCGAACUUCGACUACACCAGGUUAACCCACAGGCCUCCCAAGGGCUGAUCGCUUACCCUGAUAUUCAUGAAACGAUAACAUUCCUGGCGAGUUUCUCGAACUUAUCGGGAAACGCAUCGCCCAAUGUCCAAGAUCAUACACUCCUCUGCUUGUUCGUACUUGCUGUGAUUUUUCAAGAGUCACUCUACUCGUCAUCGCCGGAAUUUGGUCGCUCCUUCACCGACAAAUUGCCAGUAUUAAACGAAGCUCUGUCUAAGAGCAAGAGUAUAUGGAAACGCUCUUCGCAGGAGCUAUAUGAGUUUCUGAUGGAGGAUCAUUUCAAUCUCCUGCUCAGCCCCUCAGCUCGCAGCUUCAUCACAAAGGUGGCCCAAAACCUGGUUUAUUUGAAUGAGUCCGCACAAGCAGCUGUCGCAAAAUGCCUUCUCAAUAAACUCCUCUGGCAGAGCCAAGAGGUGAAGGCUGAUUCACAUCUCCAAAGUGAUGGAACGCGUUGA